Molecule: messenger RNA, 1395 nt
Organism: Dujonia railenensis
Lineage: Eukaryota; Fungi; Ascomycota; Pichiomycetes; Serinales; Debaryomycetaceae
Source: the annotation of a GenBank genome assembly
AUGUCCUAUUCUUCUCCUGCAGUUGUUAUCGACAACGGCUCGCAGACUACCAGGGCAGGUUUUGCAUCUGCAGACUUACCAUCCUUGGUGUACUCUUCCACUUACCUGAUAGACCCUAGCGACCCCAAGAAAGUUAUUAUUGGAGAUGAUGAAAGAGAUAGUAACCCACAGAAUGAAGUCAUGACACUCAUUGAUAACGGGUUAGUAUACAAUUGGGAUAACAUUAUCCAUAAUUGGCAAUAUGCCUACGAUAACUUGGAUGCUUCAAGUCCCAUUGACCCCAAGGAAUUUCCAUUGAUGCUCACCGAACAACCUUGGAAUACCGACAAGAACAAACUUGCGGCUACACAGCUUGCAUUUGAAACUUUACAAGUUCCAAUCUUUUCUCUUGUAAAAACACCCUUGGCUCAAUUAUAUCACCAAGGGAAAUCCAGUGGACUUGUUGUUGACUUAGGCUCUGGAAUAACCAGUGUGACCCCAAUUUUAGAUGGUAUAGUCCAGUCUAAGGCCUCGUUCCAUUCCAAAUAUGCAGGUGAUUUCAUCAGUUUACAUUGUUUGAACUACUUGAGCCAGCAAGUGCCAUCCUUGGACUAUUUAUUACCUAAGCCAUUCGUAAACAACCCAACUGCUCAAUUAUCAGCUUCAUUUAAGAACUUCCAGGUCACCAAUAGAGUUGUGGAAGAUUUCAAGUAUUCCAUGUUAAGUGUUUCAGAAUUCCCUGCUAACAAUCCAGCGGCUCAUGCUGCCUUACAAAUCCAGUCGAAAAACUUCUACUUGCCCUACGGUAAGACUAUACCAGUGGCCAAUGAGCAAGUGAAUUUAUUGGAACCUUUGUUCCAGCCAUCUGCAUAUCCAUUGCCUAAUAUGACUUUGCCGCAACCAAUUUUCGAUAAACCAUCCACCCAAGGGUUGACCCAUUUAAUCUUAUCUUCAUUAAAGGCUCUUGAAGCAUCAAUAAUUCCACAGGCAAUCCUUGAGAAUACAGCAAACACCUCUGCCAAUAGUAGUCACCACGCUAGAUUUAAUGAUAUAUUGAGAGAAUUGUUGACAAACUUGUUGAUAACUGGUGGGGGAUCGUUGUCAGCUGGAAUAACUCCAAGAAUUAUAGAUAGCGUCUACAAGUCUUUGCAUCAGUACUUCCCAAACUAUUUAUUCACCCAACCUGGCCAUUUACAUAUUGCUACCAUUCAACCUGCUUCAAUAAAUAACCUUGACUGGGAUAAGAAGUUUGGUUCUUGGUUAGGUGCAUGCAACUUGGCCAGUAUGUUAAAUGGAACCGGUAGUAGCGGCAACCAGGAAGAUAAUAGUGUCAAUAUUGCUUUAGAUAACUGGUACGUUACGAAGAGCGACUAUGAGGAGUUGGGAGAAGAUUUGAUAUUAGAAAAGUUUAAAUAA